Coregonus clupeaformis (lake whitefish) is the source of this 1217-nucleotide messenger RNA. RefSeq names its product ubiquitin domain-containing protein UBFD1-like. Lineage: Eukaryota; Metazoa; Chordata; Actinopteri; Salmoniformes; Salmonidae. The coding region runs from base 83 to 961 and encodes 292 amino acids. The record is from RefSeq and is a predicted model, not a curated record. Gene Ontology annotation, molecular function: RNA binding; cadherin binding. The transcript is spliced from 7 exons.
AGGCUAUGGAAGCCCCGUAGGGCCAAUACACGUCAGCGCGUACGUUUCCCAGCAGUCUCACUUCAUAUUGUACACAAUCAUCAUGGCGACCCAGGAUGGAAGUGAAGAAGUCGUAAUGGAAACUGAAGCCACGUUGAAAGAGCCACAACAACUGUGUGAAAAUGUUGGCAAAGGGAAUGCUGAAGUAUCGGAAACUGUGUCUCGGACAGAUGAUGCCGGGGAAAGCUCUUCAAAUCAGGACCCUACUGUCAGCAAUGGAGAUGACAGUGAUGAAGGAAAGGAGAUGGUGGAUCUUAAGAUUAUUUGGAACAAGAAUAAGUAUGAUCUCAAAAUUCCUUUAGAUGGCACUGGAGCCAAACUGAAAGAGCGGAUCCAUUCACUCACUGGUCUUCCACCUGCUAUGCAGAAAGUAAUGUACAAGGGACUGCUGCCAGAAGAUAAGACGCUACGUGAAAUUAAAGUUACAAAUGGUGCAAAAAUAAUGGUGGUGGGAUCUACAAUAAAUGAUGUACUAGCUGUAAAUACUCCAAAAGAGGUUAUUCAGCAGGAAGUUAAAGCUGAAGAAAACAAAAAGGAACCUUUGUGUCGGCAAAAACAACACAGAAAGGUGUUGGACAAAGGCAAACCAGAGGACAUAAUGCUAUCUGUUAAAGGAACAAAGGAACGCUUACCAACAGUGCCUUUAGCUGGAAUGUACAACAAAUCUGGUGGAAAAGUUCGGCUCACCUUCAAACUGGAACAAGAUCAACUGUGGAUUGGAACUAAGGAGAGGACAGAGAAAAUCCCUAUGGGCUCCAUCAAACAUGUGGUGACUGAACCCAUUGAAGGUCAUGAGGAUUAUCACAUGAUGGCGUUUCAGUUGGGUCCAACAGAAGCCUCUCAGUAUUGGAUCUACUGGGUGCCAAUUCAGUUUGUUGAUGCAAUCAAAGACACAGUCCUUGGAAAGUGGCAGUAUUUCUAAUGUGCCUCUAUUAUUGACAUUGAAGAACUGUGAUCUAGAACAGGAACAAAUGAAAAUGGGGAUCUGGAGACAAGGAGUCCUAAGGAACUUAACAUUGAAGCAUAUUAGAGAUGCAAACUGAAGGAUGCCUAUGGACUAAUCAUAUUAUUUUGGGUUUCAAGUGCACUAUGAGGCAGCAUCAUAUUCCUCAGCCCAGUUCAUCAUUCAUUUUUUUGAGCAAACCCAAGGGAAAACAAUAAAACUAAAUGUACAGAGA